Molecule: messenger RNA, 964 nt
Organism: Saccoglossus kowalevskii
Lineage: Eukaryota; Metazoa; Hemichordata; Enteropneusta; Harrimaniidae
Molecular function (GO): protein binding
Source: RefSeq, a predicted model, not a curated record
GAGUAAAACCGUACCUGUGCACUAUGGCGUUCCGUCCCAAAAUUCCGUCCAAGUUGCUGACUGUCUUGUUAUUCGCAAUAACACUCCGGAACACUGUUCGGGCAACAGUGUAUAUGUCAGAACGCUGUGAUGACGUUUUUACGAUACCCGGAGAGCGUCUGGCGUCACAGAGAGAUGCUGCGUAUAGUGAGGACAUGGACUGCACGGUGAAGAUAGAAGCACCUGAGGGCAAAAUGAUCAGUGUUCAGUUUGAAUGGCUGGAUAUUGAAGCUCGUUCGGUGUCGUCUUGUUACGAUUAUUUAGACGUAUUUGAUGGACCGAGUACGUAUUACUCCCCUCACAUACUGAGGAUAUGCGGUACUUCGACACCGGGUGAUCUACAGUCAACUGGCGACUCCCUGACAAUACGAUUGAAGACUGACGCCACUGGGAAUAGACGGGGAUUUUCCCUGAUAUUUACCGCUUUCGGUACAGGCACAUGUGAAGGCGAAGACGACUUUUCUUGCGAUGGCCACUGUAUUGACAAAUCAUUGGUCUGUGACUGUAACUACAACUGUAUCGACAAGGAGGACGAGGUCGACUGUCCGCCAUGUAAAGCCGAACCGAUCGACAGUACAGCGGGCCUAUCAGUUUGGGAUAUCAUUGUUGUCGUGGUUGGUACUCUCAUCUUUGUCGUCAUUGUCACGAUUCUCGCUGUUUACGUUUAUCUCAGACUGAAUAAGAUGAAAAAGCGAAACAAAAUAACAGAUGCUGAUAUGACCACGUCUACUGUAACCAUGACAACACAUGUAGAUGAUAACGAUGGAGAUACCCACUCGUCUGAUUCCUUGUAUCAUUCGUUGCCAGGGGAUGACCAUGUUGAGAUGAAUAAAUUACCUGGUCCAACGAUUGAAUUCAUUCUACCAUCAGCCACGAGCAGCACCGCUUAGAUAAGAUGUGUGAAUACAGUAUAUUCAUUACAAAA